Molecule: messenger RNA, 1400 nt
Organism: Hordeum vulgare subsp. vulgare (domesticated barley)
Lineage: Eukaryota; Viridiplantae; Streptophyta; Magnoliopsida; Poales; Poaceae
Product: transcription factor NIGTH1-like
Exons: 5
Coding region: 131-1198 (355 amino acids)
Biological process (GO): regulation of DNA-templated transcription
Molecular function (GO): DNA binding; DNA-binding transcription factor activity
Source: RefSeq, a predicted model, not a curated record
CUCCUCUAUCUAUAUAAACGUCCCCAUUCACCCACCUCCUCCCUCCAGUUCACAUCCACCUCAUACUUUCUCUUGCAACAAGUCAGUAAAGAUUCCGUUUGGAGCUCCGGUCCGUUGUAAACCCAACCCGAUGGGUCUGGAUGUAGGAGAGAUCGGCAUGGGCGCAGAUUUGAGCCUGGAUUUGAAGAUGUUCGCGGCCAAGAGCCUGGGGCGGGCCAGGGAAGCGCCGGCGGCCGCCAUGGACGACUGUAUCCGGAGGCUGGAGGAGGAGAAGAGCAAGAUCGAGGUGUUCCGGCGCGAGCUCCCCCUCUGCGCACGCCUCCUCGCUGACGUGAUUGAUGUGAUGAAGAAGGAGGUGGAGGAGAAGAAGAGAGGUGGCGACCGAGGAGAGAACAAGGAGGACGCCGGCGCAGGCGACAAGAGCAACUGGAUGAGCACCGCGCAGCUCUGGACCGGCGAUUCCGUCCGAGGGGACGAUGCUUCCGAGAAGCAGGAUGAGAGGAGGAGGUCCUCGGAGCCGGAAUCUCAUGACGGCGCUGUCUUGCCGUUCAAGGCCGUGGGCUCCGGUGCCCCGGCGUUCGCGCCGCCGAGUUUGAGGAAGGACGACAAGGCUGUUCGGAUGCCGGAUCUGCCGUUUCUGUCGCCGGCACCGAUCAAGACCUCUCUGGCUGCUGCUACCGGCGGCGCUGAAGAAAGCCGCCGUCAGCUUGUGGGAUUCGCGCAAGAAGCGGCGAGGGCUGCGGCCGCCCUGGCGCCGGCUGCCCCUUCCAUGAGCCUCCAGGCUCAGUCGCAACAGACAGCACAACAGCAGCAGCAAGCGAGGAAGGCGCGGCGGUGCUGGUCGCCGGAGCUGCACCGCCAGUUCGUCACUGCCCUGCACCAACUCGGUGGGCCCCAAGUUGCUACUCCAAAGCAAAUCAGGGAGUUGAUGAAGGUGGAUGGCCUGACCAAUGAUGAAGUGAAGAGCCAUCUCCAGAAAUACCGUCUGCACAACCGAAGGGCGCCAGGAUCUCCGGUAGCCAACCGGCCGAUCGUGCUCAUGGGAGGGCUCUGGAUAACUCAGGAGCAAAGCAGCUCCCAGUCAGGGGGGUCACCUCCGGGCCCCCUACACUUGUCAAGCUCAGGCGUAGCUGCCUCAUCGGUGACGGUCAGCGGCGAGGAAGAAGAUGGCAGAUCCGAGAGCUAUGGCUGGAAAUGAUCAACAAGUUAUAUUAGUUUUUGUUCAGAGUUUCCGGGUCGAUUCCUCGGGCGAUAUCUUGAGAGAUUCCUGAGACAGGAUUGUAGUGUAGUCUUUUUUGUUGUAUGCAGGGAGAUCAAGCCUUGAGUGCUUUGAGAUGAAACUCUGGCUGUUAUUAUGUAAGUACAUCGGAAAGAGGUUAUACUAGUUACAAUUUUGCGGA